CCACCCUUCGUCCCACCCGGCCCGGCCCGGCCCCGUCACCACCCUCACCAUGAGAGCAUCGAGAGAGGCCCAGCUUUGUAAAUCAUCAUCCCUGCAAACAACGUCUUAGCAGCACGCUCUCUCCACUCGCCCUCGCAGUCUCGCUUGUUUCUCUCUUAAUUUGUCGAAAUGGCAGCAGCGAUGGCCUCUAUGACUACCCCCGUCGUUGCCGGGCUUGGUGGCUCAGCUCUCCUCGCUAACAGGACUUCCUCUAAGGUCCAACUGACCUCGGCUUUCGUUCCCCGUGCCGUUCAAGUUAACAAGCCUCUCUGCGUUUCCCGCGUCACCUGCUUCAACAGGGAUUGGUUGAGGAAGGACCUCUCUGUCAUUGGCUUUGGCCUCAUUGGUUGGUUGGCACCGUCCAGCCUGCCAGUCAUCAAUGGCAACAGCUUGACAGGCCUCUUCUUGGGCAGCAUCGGACCCGAGCUGGCUCACUUCCCUACAGGCCCAGCCCUUACAUCGCCAUUCUGGUUGUGGAUGGUCACAUGGCACGUGGGUUUGUUCAUCGUGUUGACUCUUGGCCAGAUCGGGUUCAAAGGCCGCCAGGACGGCUACUGGAGCUAAGCCUACAGUGGUGCCCAGUUGAUAGAGAUGCAGACGCAGCGCAGUGGAAGUGGAUUAGAAUCGCUGUACCAUUAAAUACUGUAAACAAGGAAAUUCGUAGCGCAACUCAUGUCCAUUCGUUGUUUAUAAGAACAGUUGAAUGUUCUUGAUGUAUGUACUGUGCUGUGUUGGAAAUGUCACGACGCACACGACUGUCAAUCCACUAAUAAUCAUCAAAGAACACAUUUCCUUACGAAAUUCUCUGGCGACCUUAACUUUUUAAUGCAAAGUCCUUAGUUGCAAGA
Messenger RNA from Physcomitrium patens, 887 nucleotides. Its product is annotated as photosystem I subunit O. NCBI's taxonomy places the organism in Eukaryota, Viridiplantae, Streptophyta, Bryopsida, Funariales, Funariaceae. The record is from RefSeq and is a predicted model, not a curated record.